Emys orbicularis (European pond turtle) is the source of this 1056-nucleotide messenger RNA. It is a transcript of the gene TMEM82, whose product is annotated as transmembrane protein 82. The record is from RefSeq and is a predicted model, not a curated record. Bases 1 to 1056 code for a protein of 351 amino acids. The transcript is spliced from 6 exons. NCBI's taxonomy places the organism in Eukaryota, Metazoa, Chordata, Testudines, Emydidae.
AUGUUCUCCUUUGAGUUCUUAGCCUCCUGGCUCCCUGGCUUCCCCAGCUUGGCCUGGGGUUCCACCCUGCUGGACUCUCUCUUGCAAGGGCUAAUAGGAGCCUGUGCCGUGUCUGUCCUCUGCAGCCUGGUGAAGAUUUAUCUCUACAUCCAGUGUCUGAAUGACCCGGACAGGCAGAAGGAGAAGGAGACCAUCCGCUCCCAGUGGUCCCUGCUGGAUCACGUCCACCUCUUUCUACUGACGUUGAUCUUCACGGUGGUUGGGUAUCGCGUGGCUGCUUUGGUGGUGCUGGAGUUUUCCCUCAGGGCUGUGUCUAUGCUGCUGUCCCUGAAUAAGGGGGCCCACAGCAGCCAGUUGUACCUGCUGUGCCAGUACUCCCUGGGGUGCGGCAUCUCCUGCAGCCUCAGCUACCUCCUGGAGGGGGCUCCCCACCGCAGCUGCAACCUGCUCCUCAGCCUGGGCCUGGCCGGCCUGAUCACCUGCUACGUCUGGAGGUUGGCCCGGCACGUCUGCACCAUGUACGAGCUCCACAGCAAGGAGCGCUACUGCGGGGUCUGCAUCUUCCUGCUCACCGCCUGGCACGGCAUCCCCACCCUGCUCUGCAAUGCCCUCAAGAUCACCUUCGUGGUGGCUGACCUGGCCGCUGUCGCGCUGAUCAACAGGGAUUUCCUCACCACCUCGGAGGCCAUCCGCUUCUGGACGCCGCUCACCAUCUGCUACACCCUGCUAGUCAUCUACAUGCAAGAGGAGCAGAGGCAUAACCCCAGCGAGCAGAUGGUCUAUCAGACGGUGUUUGUGAGGAUGGGAGGCUUGCUCAUCCUCCUCAUGACGGUGGGCCGGUGGAUGGACAUCAUGAACAUCUUCAUCUCGCUGGUGGGUGAGAUCUGGUGCCUGGUUCGGGCAGGAAUCAUGCUGGACAUCUGCCGGGCGCAGGAUUUUUCUCAAAGGUUCCCAGAAUCCGGUUCCAGGCAGCCCCAGCCUAGGCCUGAGGCCCAUGGCAGAAAAUCCAGCUCAGUGACCAGGUCCUCCAGUGGAGGGGCCGGAGCCGAGAGGUGA